Messenger RNA from Peronospora farinosa, 459 nucleotides. NCBI's taxonomy places the organism in Eukaryota, Oomycota, Peronosporomycetes, Peronosporales, Peronosporaceae. The record is from the annotation of a GenBank genome assembly.
AUGUGCGACGUUAAGGUGUUCGCUCUGAGCGCCAUAGUGCUGUACAUUAAGUUCCUGGCCUGCACGAUGAUCCAAGGCCGAAAAGCCUUUGCUGCCGGCACGCGCAUGGCGGAGGAUAGCAUGCUACCUCAGGCUAUGAAUGCCCCACGACAAGGAUUCUUAGAACUCACGGACGAUAACGUCCGAACGGCGGUCGAGGAAGAAAAUCGCUGGAAGCGCAUUAUUCAGAACGACCUCGAGUCCAUGCCGAUGGCCUACAUCGUGUUCUGGAGUGCGAUCACCGUCGGUGUGAGUGCCUGCAUCACCAAGACACUGCUGCUUGUCUAUACGAUCGCUCGAGUCAGCCACACGAUCGUCUACGCUCAGGGCUUGGCUCGCACUCGCAUGGUUUGCUGGGUCAUUGGCGUGGUCUGCAUUGUUAUCAGUGCAGUGGCUAUUGUCGUAGUUGCAUUGAUAUAG